AGUGUUUCUCAUUUAUAAUUAGUUGCAAUAGGGGUUUUGCCAAUCAUGUUUUAGGCUUUGCAGAAUAGGAGGUUGUUUACUUGAGUGACCUAGUGUUCACUUUGCUUACUUUCAUGUUUCUGUUCCUGAAUUUGGAUGAUCAAUUAUCUUUUCAGGAAUGCUUCAUUUCACUUUUUCGCCUUAUGCUUGAUAGUAUUUAAAUUUUAAUGAUGUUUGAUGGAAGAUAUUAGAUAUCUUUUCGCCAUGGAAAAUACUCCCUUCUUGCCUCGGCUUUUUACUGGUUUAGUGGGUGGUGGUGAGCAAGAAAACCUAAAAAAACGAAAAGCAAUUCCAACCAUAGUGUUCUGUUCGAUUUCACUUCGGUUUAAUUUAAUUCAGUUUUGUCACUGUUCAUUAGUUAGAAAGCCAUAGUUAUCCUAACUCAACUGAAUUUCAUUUUUUAUUUAAUUUAUAAUACAAAAAUAACUAUUUAUAUUUAAAUUAGUAAAAAAACUUUGAAUACUAUUGUGAUACCAUUCACACACUCUAGAGUUGAGACUCAGAAAAGUAGAGGGACUCUGGUAAAGAAGGAUGAGAGCUUAGUGUGUCAGGAUUUCUAGAGAGAGGAAAGAAGUUCUUAUACUAUGUUGCACCUUGGGGGUAUUUAUAGGUAAGUGAGGGUUCCUGGGUGGUCUCCUCUUAAGGUGAUCGCAUCUGUUAAUAGCGGAUGGCUUAACAGAGGAUCUAAUUGGAUGGUUAAGGAUGGACGGUCCCUCUUGUGGGUGGUAUGAGGCAUGCAGAUUGUUGGUCAUUGAGUGACUACGGAUGGUACAAGACGGAGGGUCGCUCACAAGUGUCUCCCCGGUUGGUUCUCAUGUUGCCACUUGUCCCAAUUGGGGUAGGGGUAUAACAACUAUAUAUAUUUAAAAAAGUUAAAAAAACUGAUGAACAAAACUGAUCAGAACCUCUGUGAACUUUGAUUCCUCUUGGCCAUCUUUGAUAUUCGAUUUCAGUCUGGUUUCUGAAAAACCAAAUUACUGCGUGGUAACCGCAAAUAUUUUUCAAAAUCAAUCUGAAGUGAGCCAUUACAACCCUUACUUUUUAGCUCUUUCCUGUGGACCAUGUGCAUCCUACAUGCUCCGGAAACGAGCGCUUUAUGGUGACAUGUCAAGGUAUACAUGUUGUGCUGGUUAUAUGCCAUGUAGUGGUAGGUGUGGAGAGAGUAAAUGUCCCGAGUUUUGCCUUUGCACUGAGGUUUUCCUCUGUUUUGGAAACUCUGUGGCCUCUACCCGAUUCCUCUUGCAAGAUGAAUUCAACAUUCAAACAACAAAAUGUGACAAUUGCAUCAUUGGUUUCAUGUUCUGCUUACAACAAAUUGCAUGCAUAUUCUCCCUAGUUGCAAUGAUUGUUGGAAGCGAUGAGAUUCAAGAGGCAUCACAAAUACUGAGUUGUUUGGCUGAUAUGGUUUACUGCACGGUCUGUGCAUGUAUGCAGACGCAACAUAAGGUUGAAAUGGACAAACGAGACGGCAAGUUUGGUCCACAACCAAUGGCAGUCCCCCCUGUUCAGCAGAUGUCUCGCAUUGAUCAACCAGUUCCUCCUGCAGCUGGCUAUCCACCAGCAGCAUAUGGACAGCCUUAUCCAGCUCAAGGUUACCCGCCCGCUGCAUACCCUCCUCCUCAGUACCCACCAUCUGGUUAUUCUAGGUAAAUAUUUAUCUGGGUUACUUGUUGGUUGCAAGCACUAGUGUGGGUUACUAAGACAUGGAUAGGGCUUUGAUUUGCAUGCUGCAAAUUACGUAGUGAUAUAUUUUUAAGCGUGAUUUGCUUUUCGUGUUGCUUAUUUGAACAGCUAAAGGUUUAAAAAGUAGAUAUACCAUGAACAUGUCUGCUCUCAAUAGUUUAUGCAAAUUUGUAAAAGUUAAGACAUUAGAUCGGAACCGUCUUAUUGAGGUGAUAUAAUCAACGGGCUGUGAUCCAAUUGCACAGCUUCUAA
This is a messenger RNA of Gossypium raimondii (Peruvian cotton), 1974 nucleotides long. RefSeq lists its product as uncharacterized. The transcript has 7 exons. The coding region runs from base 1114 to 1689 and encodes 191 amino acids. Lineage: Eukaryota; Viridiplantae; Streptophyta; Magnoliopsida; Malvales; Malvaceae. The record is from RefSeq and is a predicted model, not a curated record.